UUUUCGCAUUUUUUCGUGAGUUUGUCGCUACUGGUUAUACUGUGGUGUGCUGCUGGCAUUUUUAAUGCUUGGUGGUAAUAGGAGUGACAAUAACAUAAGCUAUUGUUUCUCGUUGGAAGGUGUACACACAGAAACUCUAAAUAUUUCAUCAAAAUGUUUAACGGCAAAAAUUCCACCAAUACAAGAUCUCCCAGGGAACGUAAAAGCUGCUUAAAGCAUGCCUUACAACAAACUAAAGUUUUACAAGAGGUGAUCAAUGAUUCCACGAUAAAUAAAUUGGAUGAAGCCAUAAACUUAGUUGACAAUGUUACUUAUGAAACAAGUAUACAAGAAAAAGUUUCUAAUCAACAGGAAGUUCUUAUUGAUUCACAAAUGAUGACAUCAUCUUCUAAAGUUCUAAAAACCUGUACUGUUUCACUGACGAAGAGAAUGCGUGACUAUGAUCAUAUCGACUUUUCACGAAAAUUGGUAAAAUAUUUGCAAGAAACAUCGGAAGAAUCACAGUCUCCAAACUGGUCACUUUUAGAAAGACGAGUAACAAAAUUGUUCAAAAGGAUUGCUAAUAGUAGCACAUUAUUAGGUACAUUGGAUCCUUUGGAGAAGAAGACAAUAGUUAGGAAAAAACCUGAACAGAAAAUAGCAUCGCAAGUUGCACAGUUGACAAUACCUGAUAAACUGGUGCCAAAUGCAAAUACGAAGGAUGAAGACAGUGUGGAACGUACUGUGAGGAAGAUUAAAAAGUUAAUCACAUGUCAUUGUAAGGAAACAGGGAAACCACUUGAUUUUUUUCAACUGAUUCUGCAUCCCGAUGAUUUCGGAAGAACUAUUAGAAAUAUGUUGUACGUAUCGUUUCUCGUAAAAGAUGGAGUAGUGAAAUUGAGAAAAGAUCAUAUAAAUCUUGUUGUGGAACCAUGUCACAAGGAAGUAAAUUCACAAGAAAAACAAUCUACCAAUAGAAUGGGCACUCAGAAUGUUAUAUCAUUAAACAUGGAACAAUGGAGAAUAUUAAAAAAGGCAUACCGAAUGGAACAACCAAUGAUUAAUUUUGACGAAGAAAAUUGAUUAUGAACAUGUUUUCGUCCUACCAAUACAAAA
Messenger RNA from Trachymyrmex septentrionalis, 1095 nucleotides. RefSeq names its product EP300-interacting inhibitor of differentiation 3-like (gene Nse4). Gene Ontology annotation, cellular component: nucleus; Smc5-Smc6 complex. Gene Ontology annotation, biological process: DNA repair. The transcript is spliced from 8 exons. Lineage: Eukaryota; Metazoa; Arthropoda; Insecta; Hymenoptera; Formicidae. Bases 154 to 1062 code for a protein of 302 amino acids. The record is from RefSeq and is a predicted model, not a curated record.